Molecule: messenger RNA, 2918 nt
Organism: Osmia lignaria (orchard mason bee)
Lineage: Eukaryota; Metazoa; Arthropoda; Insecta; Hymenoptera; Megachilidae
Gene: Rab3GAP1
Product: RAB3 GTPase activating protein subunit 1
Biological process (GO): positive regulation of GTPase activity
Molecular function (GO): GTPase activator activity
Source: RefSeq, a predicted model, not a curated record
AUGAAUAACGUUGAAAUCGAAGACUUUUAUCACCAUGAUUUUACUACAGCUUCUGAAUGGGAAGUGUUUAUAGCGAGAUUAGAAGAAAUUAUGCACGAAUGGAAGCUGCCCAAUACAAAAAUUGGUCGUUGUUUAAAAUCUGGAGACUUUGUCAACUGUCAAUGGGAAGAGAAUUCGCAGAAGCUUCAUUUUGCUGAUGCAGAAUUUAUAUUGAAACACUUUAAAUUGAAAUUGGAAGAUACAGAUGUUCUUAAUUCUACCAAAGAAAGUGAAGAAGAAAAGGUACAAUGUCAUAAAGAUGCGCUAAAUGCAUCCAAUGAUUUUGCUAGAAUUGAUGGGAAUCAUUUGGAAAUAGCUCGCUAUUACAGUGUCAGGGAAUUCCUUGUUUUGCAGUCUGUCAGAAAAGAAUCUGUAACAGAUGAAACAAAAAUUAAAAUUUUACUUAGUUCUCUUGCAAUUGCUGCUACUAAUGCUAAUUGCGAUGUACCUACAUUAGUGCAAGUGCAAGAACCAUGGCAGAAAAUGUAUCUUGGUACUAGUAUUGGGAAAGGGGUUUGUACCCAUUUCAACAUGGUACACUUGAAAAAGAUACCUCCUCACUGCAAGUAUCUCACUGGAUUACUUGCUCUAUUUAAACAGAAAGUUGGAGAAGGUUGUGGAGUGAGACUCGAUCCAGUAAUGAUAUCUAUAAGAUUUUCGUAUUUAUUAAAAGAUUGGACUAAUAGCACUUGGACUCAAGAACCCCCAGAUUUUGAUUUUAUGCAAGGAGAAACAUUAGGUGUUGCUGAACUUGGGAAACUUCCAUUUGGGGCAACAUAUGAUCCGAUUGCGGAGCUGCAUUUAUUUACGACAUGGCCUGAAAUGUCAGAAAACGUUGUAGUUGAUAGCGAAGGUUUUACAGAUCUGGAACCACAGUUAGCACCUGAAUGGUCCGUUCAAGUGAAAAUGGUUUCUUCGCCAGCCUGUUUACUUGGGGAAUACUUAAUGGACUUUUUGCAUCUUUGCAACAAUCAAAAAACUAUGGUAGAUCUGCUUGGGGAUGCUGUGCUUUAUGCCCAACAAGAUGAUCAAUCGCUGAGUUCAGUUUUUAACAUAUUAACGGAAUCUAAAAUACCAACAAUUUCAACAGUUGUUAGCAAAGCAACUACGAAAAAGAAUAAGAAUGUAGGAGGACCGAUCCCAGAGGAAAUAUUAUUGUCUAUACUUUAUUUUCUAUUUCCUGAUGCAGAUGAAAAUACGAAAGCUCCUUACGGUGAUUUGACGAUAUGUAAUGUGGAUGAAGAUCAGUGGAAAGGUGUGAAAACCUGUGUAAUGGAUAGCUUAGUGUGGCGGCUUGCUAUUGUUGCAGCACACUGUACGCAUAAUCUUGGAGGAAUGACAGCACUGGCACAAUUGUGGUACGAGUUUGUACAAGAAAUCAGGUUUCGAUGGGAAAAGAACAUCCUCAUUCCAGGAAUCAGUCCAGGAUUUCCGGAUCCCGUGCGGACCUGCAUAUUGCAUCAAAAGCUUCAGAUGAUGAACUGUUGUAUCGAGAAAAAGAAGGCCAGGGAAGAAUCUGCACAUAGGUCUCAAAGCAUGGACACUGACGACUUUGAAACAGAGUCGGAAGAAGAAGAGUUUUUCGAGUGCACCAGCGAGGAACCAACAAAUGAGGACGAUUCGGUGACAAGGACACAGCUGAAAGCGAAACAUCUAUUAUGGAACAAGCCAGCAGGAAGAUUAGCCAAGCAUCCUUCGUUCAAGUUAAUUCAAAGCGGAGAUCCUCUUUACUUACCGGUAACUCAGGAUCCCGUGCCAAAAACUGAAGAUCAGCUUGAGGAAGAUGCACAAGUUAUGAUGCAGCUUGGAACUGAUAAACAAGCUUCAGAAAUGCGGGCUAGAUUAAUGAGUGCUUCUUUAUUAUCUGAUAUGGAGUCUUUCAAGGCAGCAAAUCCUGGAGCAGUUUUAGAAGAUUUUAUUCGAUGGUAUUCCCCAAGAGAUUGGGUAGAAGAUGAUGGAACAGAUGAAUGGGGUCAACCUACAGGACAUUUAUCAGCAAGAAUGCUAAUUCCAAAUAACCCAUGGUCUACAAGCUGGAAUUCAGCUCAACCUGUUCCUGCGCAUCGACAGAAAAGAUUGUUCGAUGAUACAAGGGAAGCAGAAAAGGCUUUGCAUUUUCUAAGUUGCAAACGUAUAGGACAAAUCACACAGUUUCUAUUACCGACUUUAAGUCACGCAGCGCUUUAUACUUUAAGCCAACAAAAACAAGAUGCUUUACCAAAUUUGCCUGAUGUUGCACUCAGUAUAUUAAACAAACUGCAGUAUGCGACAAAGCCUAUUCAUCAAAAACUACACUUGUACGAGGAAAUUACUCGCGACAUUGAAGGAAUUGAAGCUCUGGUUGCCCAAGUAAACUCCUUGCAACACAAACUGGGAGGAAAUGAUGAUUCAAAAGAGUUUACUUCAUUUCUGAUACAGUUGAUGCGAGGAAAAGAAGUAGAAGUGCCAGGUGGAUCCAGAGGAAAUAUUGGCUCUCGAAUAACAACAAUGUUCAGAGAUGCUCAAAAAGCUGCCCUCGUAAUGACUUCUCUCAACAGUAAUGCUGAUAUAGAUGCAAUUGGAGAGAAUAAACUAAAAACAUUCCCUGAACCUUCCUGUAAAGAGUUUAUCUUGCGUAUUGUAACACCAAGACCUUCACCAACCUCCACACCACAACCACAGAGAAUGUAUGCGUGUCUCAAACGGGAUUAUAUUCGCCUGGCUGGAUUUUUCUCUGAGGAUUCCAUAUUUUUAUAGUCUAUAUUUCUAAUGAAUUCAUUUGAUUUCUUACUAAAUGCUGCUAGAAAUCAGUACCUGUCUUUCAGUUUUUUCAGUCGCAGUGAAAUAUUUUCAUUGAAUUUGUAACAAAAAAGGAAAAAACAGUGCACAGUAUAAACAAA